This is a messenger RNA of Chondrus crispus (carragheen), 1005 nucleotides long. RefSeq lists its product as hypothetical. The record is from RefSeq and is a predicted model, not a curated record. Bases 1 to 1005 code for a protein of 334 amino acids. The transcript is spliced from 3 exons. Lineage: Eukaryota; Rhodophyta; Florideophyceae; Gigartinales; Gigartinaceae.
AUGAGGUGGCCUCGCAUGGCACAGGAGAUGCUAAUCCGGGAAAAUCAGUGGCUGGCCGUACCUGAGAGCGAUGCGACGUACGCCCCUUCGGAGCAUUUUGAGGUGAGGAAGUGCCUCCAAGCGUGCGGAAUUGACACUUCUAAGGAGGUAGUCAAGUACAACGAUAUUGAACAGUUAGUAGAGCUGGUCACUUCCAGGAAGGUGAAGCAUAGGGGGCGCAGCUUCUUGGCGGAGGUCAACAACGAACUACUGGGAAUUGAGGUCAGCGACCAGUGCCGAAUUGAGGUCACACUGUCUAUGGUGACUGACCCUGACUCGAAGCUUUUUCCCUAUGGCCCCAACGUCUUCGAGGACGAAAUAGAAGGAGAGACCUUGAAACUUGUUCUACUCCGAGAUGAUGUUGUCAGGAAGAUAAUCGGUAAGGGAAACUGGCUCAAAAAGCUCAGCUCGCUACUACUACCCAGCUCCGAAGGUGUCAACAGUAACCUCAUGGCGGAAGUAGUCGCAAUACUGGCUAGAGAAGCGGAUUUCGUAGCUAGGCACCGAGGCUACGAGGGAUGCCUCAUCACUGCCAUAUACGGAGGGGAGGCUAUUGAGAAGAGGCCCCUAAUGAGUGACCGGCGGAUGAAGAAAAGGUAUAAGGGAACCUUGAUUGUAGACGCGGCCGUCCCGUUGCGGAUCAAACUGGUAGUAGGACCGGACCGUAAGGCGUACGGAACGAUAGCUGGUAGAUAUGUACUCAUAGAGAAUCUACCACUGCGGUACUCGAAGUCAAGGAUUUCGCACGUUGAGGUUCUGCGCGGUCCGGGAGUCAACGAGCGAGUGGAGGCUGCGUCGAAGGCAGCGGGGAUAACGACAGGGAUGUACCAACUGCAGCUGGACGGAAGGCAGAAGGACGUCCCCGCAAGAGACACAGUAUGCUGUACUCGAGAGGAAGAGGCACGAGAAUGGAACCAAGAGGCCAGUGCUGCCGACGCAGGGUCAAAAGCAAGAAAGCAGCGGUAG